GGCCGCGCUGGGGCGGGGGCUGCGGUCACCCCGUCACCGCGGGACACCUCCGGAGAAGGGGGGCCCUCCCCUCCGCUCGGCCCUAGCGAGACCACGGCUGGAGUGCGGGGUCCAGUCCUCGGUACUAGAGGGACAAGGACCUACUGGAGAGGGUCCAGCGGAGGUGCCAAAGACGAUGAGGGGUCUGGAUCAUCUCUCAUAUGAGGAGAGAAUGCGUGAGCUGGGCUUGUUUAGUCUACAGAAGACUGAGAGGGGAUUCAUUAAUGCAUAUAAAUAUCUCAAAGGUGGGUCCCGAGAGCGUAGUGCCAGACUUUCCGGUGGUGCCCAGUGACAGGACAAGGAGCAAUGGCCAUAAACUUAAACACAAACUAACGCACAAGAAGUUUCGCCUCAACGUGAGGAAGAACUUAUUUACGCUGGGGGUGGCAGAGAACUGGAACGGGCUGCCCAAGAGAGGUUGUAGAGUCCCCCUGUCUGGAGACGUUCAAAACCCACCUGGACGAGUUCCUGUGCCACCUGCUCCGGGUGACCCUGCCUUGGCAAGGGGGUUGGACUAAAUGAUCUCCACAGGUCCCUUCCAACCCCGAAAAUUCCGUGAUUCUGUGACCCGCGGGCUCCCAUCCCUUGCUCAGAGGGAGAAGCCGGGAACGCUCCUGCGCGGGCUCUGCUUUCCGGGGGGAAGCGGCGGGACGGACCCGGGUCACCGGCGGUCAUGGAGCGGCGGGAGCAGGAGGCGCUGGAGCUGGAGCGGUGGGAGCAGCCGGCCAUGGAGCGGCGGGAGCAGCCGGCGGUGGCAGUGGAGCGGCUGGACGGGGUGACGCGGGAGCGGUUCCUGCGGGACAUCUACCCGCGGAGAAAGCCAGUAGUUCUGAAAGGAAUGGAACUGGGCCCUUGCACAACCAAAUGGACAGUAGAUUACUUGAGCCAAGCUGAAGGAUCUAAAGAAGUAAAGAUUCACGUUUCCACAGUGCCACAGAUGGAUUUCCUCAGUAAGAACUUUGUGUAUAGAACUCUGCCUUUUGAUGUAUUUGUACGAAGAGCAGCUGAAGUCAACCACCAGGAGUACUUUCUUUCUGAGGAUGAAAAGUACUAUUUGCGAUCAGUGGGUGAAGAUGCUAGGAAGGAUAUUGCAGAUAUCAGGAAGCAGUUUCCUGUUUUGGCAAAAGACGUUCAAAUUCCAGAGUAUUUUGAGAAGGAACAGUUCUUCUCUAGUGUCUUCCGCAUCAGCUCAGCUGGAUUACAGUUAUGGACACAUUAUGAUGUAAUGGAUAACUUCUUAAUCCAAGUCACAGGGAAAAAACGAGUUGUUUUGUACAGUCCUCGAGAUGCACCAUAUUUAUAUUUAUCAGGUACUAAAUCAGAGGUGCUGGAUGUGGAUAACCCAGACAUGGAGAAAUAUCCCCUUUUUGUGAAAGCCAAGCGCUAUCAAUGUCUUCUGGAAGCUGGAGAUGUGUUAUUUAUUCCAGCUUUGUGGUUCCACAAUGUAAUUUCUGAGGAAUUUGGAGUGGCACUGAAUGUCUUUUGGAAACACCUUCCUGCUGAAUCCUAUGAUAAGACAGACACUUAUGGAAAUAAAGAUCCCAUGGCAGCCUCUAGAGCUAUACAGAUCUUGGACAGGGCCUUGAAAACACUUGAAGAACUACCUGAAGAAUACAGGGAUUUUUAUGCUCGGAGAAUGGUGUUACGCAUCCAAGAAAAAGCCUAUAGGAAUGAUUAUGGAUAAAAUAACACAUUGUAAUUCAGCAAGCUUCUGUGCAAGUAGAAAAUUGUAUGUCAAUAUGGAAACUGUCCAUGUGUACAUACAUUUUGAGACCAAUAAAAACUGUUGGUAAAUAUUCAUCUAUAACGAA
Chiroxiphia lanceolata (lance-tailed manakin) is the source of this 1850-nucleotide messenger RNA. It is a transcript of the gene TYW5, whose product is annotated as tRNA-yW synthesizing protein 5. The record is from RefSeq and is a predicted model, not a curated record. The transcript is spliced from 8 exons. Gene Ontology annotation, biological process: wybutosine biosynthetic process. NCBI's taxonomy places the organism in Eukaryota, Metazoa, Chordata, Aves, Passeriformes, Pipridae. Gene Ontology annotation, molecular function: 2-oxoglutarate-dependent dioxygenase activity; tRNA binding. The coding region runs from base 713 to 1723 and encodes 336 amino acids.